Messenger RNA from Anthostomella pinea, 1818 nucleotides. NCBI's taxonomy places the organism in Eukaryota, Fungi, Ascomycota, Sordariomycetes, Xylariales, Xylariaceae. The record is from the annotation of a GenBank genome assembly.
AUGGACUCAGAAGACGACUACCGCCCGGGUAGCGACACCGACAAGCAAGAAGAAAUCCCCAGCUCAACAGGCGAGGAGCAGACGACCGCAAGGGAAAAGAAGGCCUUCAAGCACAAGCGCACCCGCAGAAACGCACCUCCCACAGCGCCCUCCCUCAAGCGCCAGAAGGGACCCUUCAACGCGCACUACCUGGCCCUGCUCAACGAGGAUAUCCAAGAUGCCGCCACGGGACUCAUCCACCACGAGGCCGAUGACCAACGGCUGCCGCCGCUCGAGCACACCCAGCUCGGCGCCGUGGCUUGGAACCCGCGCGAGAAGGAGGCCUUCUUCACCGCGCUGGGCCGGCUCGGCCGCGACGACCUGAAGGGCAUCGCAGCGCGCGUCCGCACGAAGAGCGAGCUCGAGGUACACCAGUACAUCGCGCUGCUCGACGCCUUCGACCGCCACCGCCGCGCCGACGACGGCAAGCGGCAGCGGUCCGUGCGUCCCGUCGACAUCCCCGCCGCCGUCGAGGUGAGCCCGGAGUGCAGCAACGCGCUGGAGGAGGCCGCCGACAGCCUGGCGCUGCGACGGGAGGCGCACGAGGUGGCGCUCGAGCAGAAGCGGUGGCACGCGCGCUGGCUCGUGACGCCGCCGGUCGCGGAGGCGCUGGACGAGCAGUUCCGGACGGGUCAGUGGCAGGGACAGAGGCAGGGCGGGCAGAGUCAGGAGCUCAGCCUGCCGCCGUUCGCCGAGCUGUUCCCCGUGCGCAACUGGCUGCGCCUCGCCGACCGCGUGUUCCUGAACUCGACGGUGCCGGACGGCAACUGGCGGAGCGUGUCAGAGGAGGGGCCCGCCGUCCGCGCCACGGCGUUUGCCGACUUCCACGCGCUCGCCGUUAACAUUACAAAACGUCUGUUCCUGGCCACGGUGUACGUCGCCAACUCACGGAUCCGCGCCAAGAACGCGGGCGAGCCCCGCAGGAGUGCGAGACCGCUGGUCAAGGUCCAGGACGUCAGGGCCGCCGUGGCGUCCGUGGGCUUGAAGGACGACUCGCGCGAGUUCUGGGCGCGGUGUGCGCGACGCAUACGGCUCGAUGUGUAUGACGGGUCGGCGUGGGGAGAGCUGUCGGAAGGCGUGAGCGGUACCGAUGCCGAUGAAGCUGUUACUACUGGGAACGAGGACGACGACGAUCAACAGCAAUCACAACAAUACAACUCGGAAGCAACCGACACGGAAGAAGACGACUACGACAUCCUCUCCUAUAACGACGUCGAGACCGCCCUGGGCGUCCGCUCCGAGGGCCCCCAGACGGAACCCAACCCCGAGAAAAACAUAUACAGCACAUCAGACGAAUCCGAGCCCUCGGACACCGAACCAGAACCAGAGCCAGAACCCAACCCUCCCCCCUCCCCAAACCACAGCGACACAGACAUCGACAUGAACGCCCCCAACCCCACCAACGACCCCGAUCUCGAUGCCAGUCAUGCCGCAGCCAUAGAGCAAGACCUAGACGAAGCCCUCACCUUCUCCGCCAUGGACUACACCGGCACCGCGCGCGCCAAGGCGGCCCUACGGGCGCGUGUGCGGGCCGAACACCGCCUCGAGCUCGACGCCGAGCGCCUCGACGCGCAGGCCGGCGCGCAGGAGGAGAUGAACCUGUGGGCCGUGCUGCGCCGCGAGGAGGCCAAGCCCCCCGUGCUCAAGGUGGAGGGGGAUGUGAAGGGGUCCAAGACGGGACUGCUGCGGACUGCGGGAGUGGGAGAGACGGGUGCGAAUUGGAGGGAUGGUGUCAGGUAUCGCGGGGAGUGGGAGGUUGCUGGUACACUCGGUCGGUAG